GAGUGGCCCAUGAGAACGUUAAGCUUCAGUCAUGACGGCAGAAUGUUGGCCUCGGCGGCCUCAGAAGAUCUCAUCAUAGACAUCGCAGAGGUGGACUCAGGGGAGAAAAUCACAGAGAUUACCUGUGAAGCUCCUACGUUUACUGUUGCCUGGCACCCAAAGCGCCCUGUACUGGCCUUUGCCUGCGAUGAUAGAGACACAUAUGACAGAAAUCGAGAUGCUGGUACUGUAAAAGUGUUUGGGCUUCCGAGUGACAACUCUUGAGAAUUUUAUAAAUAGAACUUGGGAGAGACCUGCCUUGGCUAUAUUCCUUGAUAAACAUUGGACCUAGAAAUGAACAGUGAAUUUUACAGAAAUAAGAGAGACAAAUGAAAUCAGUUUGUGUUAUGAUACAAUUUGCUGUUGUUAUGGUAUUGAAGGAAUGAACUGUUGAGAUUUUGUACAGACUGGAACAUUGCUGAUCAAAGACACGGUUUUUAAAAAAAAAUUGUUAAAAGGUGACUGUGAAGUACUACAUGUAGUACAUAAAUGUUCUGUUAUAAGUUUUUUUUAAUUGCAAAACCUUUUUUUUCAAAGACAUGUCUUAUGUGGAAAACAAUAAAUGAAGACAUAUUUAAUGUACAUGUAUCCCAUGUGUUUUAUGUAGAUUUGCCUUGUCCAACUUUGCAGUUCUACUAUGCUUUCCAAGUAUCAUUUUCACCAUUUCUGAUGAUGUGUCUUCAAUUAUUUUCAACACAGACACUGCUAUAAAAAUACAUAGCAAUCAAUUGCAAUAAGACUUCAGUCUUUGAACACAAUUU
Messenger RNA from Saccostrea cuccullata (small rock oyster), 800 nucleotides. RefSeq names its product THO complex subunit 3-like. Gene Ontology annotation, molecular function: protein binding. Gene Ontology annotation, cellular component: THO complex part of transcription export complex. The coding region runs from base 10 to 264 and encodes 84 amino acids. NCBI's taxonomy places the organism in Eukaryota, Metazoa, Mollusca, Bivalvia, Ostreida, Ostreidae. The record is from RefSeq and is a predicted model, not a curated record. The transcript has 2 exons. Gene Ontology annotation, biological process: mRNA export from nucleus.